AUGUCGUCCCGGGAGAAAAGGAGGAAGAGGGAGCCGUCGCCUGAAUCGAAGCCGACGUUUCAAUCUUCGUCUCCGAUUCCGUCGCUUCCGUAUGAUUUGGUAUUACUCUGCGUGGCACGAGUCUCAAGGUUAUACUACCCGACUCUCUCCCUCGUCUCGAAGAGGUUCCGAUCUCUGGUAUCAUCACCGGAGCUUUACAAGACGAGGUCACUCUUUGGAUUUACAGAGAGUUGUAUCUAUGUGUGCUUACAAACUCUUGGUGUUACCACUGACUGGUACACCCUCUGCCUGAAACCUAAUCAUAAUAUUAAUAAAACUCUUAAAAAAACCAAAACCGGAUUAAGUGGUUACGCUUUGGCUAGAGUCCCUGCUCCCACGCGCUUUGGUAGUGUGGUGGCAGUUGGUUCUAAUAUCUACAACAUUGCCUUUCCCCACGGAGUCUCGAUAAUGGAUUGCAAGUCUCAUAGUGGGUGGAUCGAGGCAACUCCAAGUUUACCGGUUGAGCUCCAUUCAUGUUCCGCCAGCGUCGUUGAUCACAAGAUAUAG
This is a messenger RNA of Eruca vesicaria subsp. sativa (arugula), 546 nucleotides long. The record is from the annotation of a GenBank genome assembly. NCBI's taxonomy places the organism in Eukaryota, Viridiplantae, Streptophyta, Magnoliopsida, Brassicales, Brassicaceae.